AUGGCCUCCAAAUACUCGAAAACGGGGAAAGGUGUCUUCAUCACUGUUGGCACCACCGCUUUUGACGACCUGAUCACGGCUCUCCUCGUCCCUAGUAUCAUUACCCAGCUCCACGGGCUCGGAUUCAACGAAAUCAGGGUUCAGUACGGCAAGGGCAAAGAUGUUUACGAUGCUGCGUUUACUCCAGAGUUCAAGAGCACGGUCAACGAAACCAGAAUGUCAAUCGCCGGAUUCGAGUACGAGGAGAGCAGCAGGAUCACUGAACUCAUCAAGGAGGCGGACUUGAUCAUUAGCCACGCCGGAUCUGGCACUAUUCUUGAUGCCCUUCGAUAUCAAAAGGCAAUUAUCGUCGUUCCGAACGAAUCCCUGAUGGAUAAUCAUCAAGCCGAACUGGCCAAUGAGAUGUCAAAACAGAAAUACGUGAUCCGAGGUAAAUUAGAUCAAUUCGCCGAGAAUAUCACGCAGGCCCAGAGCUACAGAUUCAAGCACUUCCCUCGAACUGGGAGCAAAAAAUUCGUCGAAGUUCUAGAAGAUGAGAUUGAAAAAGCAGAAAAAGAUAAAAUGUACGGAGAAGGAUGA
Messenger RNA from Orbilia oligospora ATCC 24927, 579 nucleotides. RefSeq lists its product as uncharacterized. Gene Ontology annotation, biological process: dolichol-linked oligosaccharide biosynthetic process. Gene Ontology annotation, cellular component: UDP-N-acetylglucosamine transferase complex; extrinsic component of endoplasmic reticulum membrane. The coding region runs from base 1 to 579 and encodes 192 amino acids. The record is from RefSeq and is a predicted model, not a curated record. The transcript is spliced from 3 exons. Lineage: Eukaryota; Fungi; Ascomycota; Orbiliomycetes; Orbiliales; Orbiliaceae. Gene Ontology annotation, molecular function: hexosyltransferase activity.